This is a messenger RNA of Theileria parva strain Muguga, 1325 nucleotides long. RefSeq names its product Obg-like ATPase 1 (gene OLA1). The transcript has 10 exons. Bases 120 to 1304 code for a protein of 394 amino acids. Gene Ontology annotation, molecular function: ATP binding; ATP hydrolysis activity; GTP binding. Lineage: Eukaryota; Apicomplexa; Aconoidasida; Piroplasmida; Theileriidae. Gene Ontology annotation, cellular component: cytoplasm. The record is from RefSeq and is a predicted model, not a curated record.
AUUUUUAACUUUUCCCUCCAAAAAAUAUGUUAAUUGUUACACAUUAACAUGGGGGACUUGAAUUCUGUAAUAUCGUAUAACGUAUGGUUUACGGGACUUAAUUUGUGAUUUUUCUAUAAAUGACUCCAAAGGAUAAAAAUCAGCAGACUGAACCCAAAGUUCUUCUUGGGAGGCCUAAAAAUAACCUAAAGCUUGGAUUAGUUGGUCUUCCAAACGUGGGAAAAUCUACCACUUUUAAUCUCUUGUCUAAGCAAUGCGUUCCUGCUGAAAACUUCCCAUUCUGUACAAUAAAUCCGCAUGAAGCUGUGGUUUCAGUGCCUGAUGAUAGGUUUGAUCAUCUCUGUAAGGUGUUUACUCCUAAGAAGGAGAUUUCAGCCACCGUCACAAUUUUUGACAUCGCUGGUCUUGUGAGAGGUGCUCACAAGGGUGAGGGCCUUGGAAACGCCUUUCUAUCACACAUUGAUGCUGUUGAUGGGAUUUUACAUGUGGUGCGUGCCUUUGAGGACGAUGAGAUAGUUCACACUGACGGUGAGGUUAACCCUGUGAAUGACCUCGACACUAUUAACCAGGAGUUGAUUUUGAAGGACCUUGACAAGUGUUCCAAGGCUAUUUCUGAGGUUGACAAGGUUUACCAGCGUAACAUGAAGGUCAAGUCUAAAAAGGAAGAACUUGAUACUCUGAUUAAAGUUAAGGAACAUUUAGAAAGUAAUAAAUGGAUUUCUCAAGGUAAUUGGAAAUCGAGUGAAAUUCCUUAUAUAAACGAGUAUAAUUUUUUGACUGCAAAACCCAUUGUAUAUUUGGUGAAUAUGUCUGAAAACGAUUUUGUAAGGCAGAAGAACAAGUGGCUAUCCAAGAUCGCCAAGUGGGUCCAAGAAAACAACCCAGGUCCAAUCAUCCCAUAUAGUGCAGAAUUUGAACAAUCACUUGAAGCUUUCCCAACCGAAGAAGCACGCAAAAGAUAUCUUAAAGAUAAGAAUAAUGCAAUAAGUAAGAUAGGAAAGAUAAUAACGAGUGGUUAUCAUGAAUUACAGUUAAUACAUUAUUUUACUUGUGGCCCUGAUGAAGUCCGUUGUUGGACUAUAAGGAAUGGUACAAAAGCUCCUCAGGCCGCUGGUGUGAUUCAUUCAGAUUUUGAGAGGGGGUUUAUUUGCGCAGAAGUUUAUAAUUACCAAGAUAUUGUACAGUUCGGAACAGAAUCUGAAGUGAGGGCGAAUGGAAGAUACUUGCAGAAAGGAAAGGACUACGUUGUCAAUGACGGGGAUAUUAUUUUCUUCAAGUUCAAUGUUACAUCCAGUAAAAAGUAAUAUUAUAUCGGCUCAAAACUA